AGUUGGUACCUGGAGGCAAAGAGAAGAUGGCUGCAGCUGUGGAUGGGUCUGCCCUGCUCUGGUUAGCUCUGCUUCUCUUUUCUCCACAUGGGAUGUUAAUGGUUUGUAUUAUUUUGUGGUUGAGAAUGCUGAGACUCCGAUUAAGUUACUUGCUGGAGUUACACACCUCAGAACAACAACAACAAAAAAAAAAUGGAUUGCAGCCCAAGUCCUCUGUGUCCCCUCGGAAAUCUGUAAUCUCCCUGAGCCCGCCAUGGAGUAGAAUAUUUGAAGGAGAGAAUGUGACUCUUACAUGUAACAAGAACAAUCCCACUGAAGACAGCCCUACUCAGUGGUUUCACAAUGACAUCAACUUACCAACAAACACUUCAAACUAUAACAUUGUGAAUGCCAGCACUCAACACAGUGGGAAAUAUGAAUGUCAGAACCAAAAUUUGCUGAGGAGUAAACCUGUACACCUGGAAGUGUUCAAGGACUGGCUGCUCCUUCAGACCUCUGCUAAGGAGGUGUUGGAGGGUGAGUCCCUCUCACUCAGGUGCCAUGGUUGGAAGGAUUGGACCGUCUUCAAACCAAUCUACUACAAGGAUAAGAAAGCUUUCAAGUACCAUUAUGAGAACAAUGUGACCAUUACCAUUAUGCCUACAGUAGCUAAUGGCAGCGGUGCCUAUUACUGCUCUGGCUUUUUUAGUCCCAAGCAUUGGGAAGAGGAGGAUAGAUGUUUCUCUGAGUACCUCAACAUUACUGUCAUAAAAGCUCAACAAAGCAAAUACAUCUGGCUACAACUCACUUUCCCUCUGUUGGUGAUGACUCUGCUUCUUGUAGAUACCUGGUUAUAUGUCUCAACCAAUGAACAGUUCAAAUCUUUCUUGAAGAUGAAAAUGACUGGGGAAGGCAACAAACUUCAGAACCUACAUCCUGUGGCAGAAGCCUAAAGGAACGAUGUUGUUGCUUAAGAAUCAGUUUGCAAUAGCAAUUUUUUUUAACAGUGUAAGGAAUUGCUUUUCAUUUAUCAAACACAGCUCUCAAAAUACAUAGAAAAAUCUGUGAUCAAGGACUUAUAGAACUGCCUCAUUAAGCGAAAUGUAACUGGUUAUGUGACAUGUGAUACUAAGGGCUCAAUAAAAAUUGGUUGAAUAAGUGUGACAAUGAAUAGAUUCAUUUAU
Messenger RNA from Chinchilla lanigera (long-tailed chinchilla), 1163 nucleotides. It is a transcript of the gene Fcer1a, whose product is annotated as Fc fragment of IgE, high affinity I, receptor for; alpha polypeptide. Gene Ontology annotation, molecular function: transmembrane signaling receptor activity. The transcript has 6 exons. The record is from RefSeq and is a predicted model, not a curated record. NCBI's taxonomy places the organism in Eukaryota, Metazoa, Chordata, Mammalia, Rodentia, Chinchillidae. The coding region runs from base 27 to 932 and encodes 301 amino acids. Gene Ontology annotation, biological process: cell surface receptor signaling pathway.